CCCAUGGUGGACAGAGCAUCGAACAGAUCAUUGAUCGAAGAGAGACCACCAUGAGCGGCAUUACCAAUCCCAUGCGAGGUCAUUCGAGCCGCCCUCAGGCUCAAAGCAUUGUAUUAAAAUACAAAGCCUUUGCUACCCAUUUGUUAGUGGGAGCAGUGUGCUUUUAUGCUGGAAUUGGAGUUGGUGUGAGAGUUGGGUUUGUGGACUGCAAAAAAGAAUGCUUGAAACAAGAGAGCAAUAUCCUGCUGAAAAGUCAGCUCAUGGCGGGACAAAGAUCAAUGGAAGAGAAGAAUCCAGUUGCUUGUGACCAGAAGAGCGAUGGAGGAGGAGGGGGUGGCAGCAGUGGCAAAAGAUUUCCAGACAAUAUGUCUCAUUUCUUGACGGGGAUGGCCCAAUUUGAUCGCGACAAGUUUAACACUCGCUUUGAUGUUGGAGUUCCAUUGGAUCCAUCCUCCAGAAACAACGACAAAGUAGUGCUCCUAUACAAUGAUCCACAGUCUCUGCCUGAUGACCCGUCUUUGGUGGAUAGGAUUAUUGGCGGUGGAGAUCCACCCGAAAUAGCCGAUAUUGAACAAGCAACCAAAAACUGUGAUGUACUGGAUCUCAUUUUGGUCCAACCUAAAACGAAGAGGCAAUGUAUGGCAAUGGUGGGACAGUACCAGUCAUUUCACAUUCAAAAGUUUAUGAGGCUGCCCCCGACGGAGGGCGAAAAGCUAGACUCCUCCGCCCCACUUCGACUUCUAAAUAGAGGAGCACAAGCCUCGGGGAGAUUAUCCGCAAAACCGCCAACAAAAGUCCAAACGUUACAAUACUGGAACACUUUGAAAGUGUAUCUAGACACGCUAGAGUCUGUAUUGAAUGAACUCAAGCCAAUAGCCGAAAGGGUGGCGAAACAAAACACCAUCAUUGUCAUGGUUUGUAACCAUGGACAGAGCGAACUAUUGAUGAAUUUCGUAUGUGCUGCCAAGUCUCGCAACCUGGACAUUUCGACGGUUCUGGUGUUUGCAACUGAUAUGGAGACACAGGAAUUAGCAGAAGGACUCGGCUUGGCCGUAUUUUAUGACAAGACGAACUAUGCUUCUGCUCCGAAGAACGCAGCCAGAUCCUACGGUGACAGGGCAUUCACUGCAAUGAUGAUGGCCAAGGUAUACUGCGUCCAAAUGGUUGCCUUCCUUGGUUACGAUGUAUUGUUUCAAGAUGUCGACAUGGUGUGGUUUAAAGACCCUCUGAAAUACUUCCAUGAUGAGAACUCACCUAGCCAUGGAUUUGAUAUCUACUUCCAAGAUGACGGCUCUAGAGGUAUAUUCUGGGCACCGUUUUCUGCCAACACUGGAUUUUACUAUGUGAGAGCAAACGAUAGGACCCGGAACUUUUUCAAUGCUCUUCUGAUGGCAGGUGACCUGAUUGUUUCGACAAAGAGCCACCAAAUUGCACUUGUGGCACUUCUUAGUGAGCACACUUCCUUGCAUGGAAUGAAAGCAAAGGUCUUGUCUCGUGAUGCAGAUGAAUUCCCUUGUGGCCAUGCCUUCCACUAUCGAAAGGAUUUCAUGAGGGACAUAUUUGCUGGCAAGGUAGAGCCAUAUAUCUUUCAUAUGAGUUGGACUCUGAACAAAGACAACAAACAAAAGUUCUUCCGUCAGAUUGGGGAAUGGUAUUUGAAAGAUCAAUGUGUUGCUAGUACCGUCGACAAAAUUCUUGACAAGGGUACCCGAUUUACCCAAGGAAGUCUACUGGAGCCAUGCUGUUCAGCCGAAGCUUUGUUUUCGUGCUUCUACAGCGACAAGCCGAGCAAAUAUCCAUGCAAAGACAGCCCAACAAUUGACAAGGGAGGCAGGCCAUUUUGGAAGUAGCUUCAACCAACGACUCGGGACGUGAUGGGACGACGCAGCAAUUUUCAUCUUGGCGUAUGCGACGGCUGCCAGCGGCCACAACAACCUUCCUUGGUACUCGAUCCAACUUUGAUCGCACAUUCGACAACAUGAUGUGGUGCGAAACAAAAGGGUUGGUCUGCUUUGCACUAUGAAAUCACAACUACGGAAGUACAGUACGUCGCCUCCCUCUUCGUCGAAGUGGGUUGUACAAACUAUAGCUAAACAGCUGAACAACUGGAAGGCGCCAUUUUUAUAGUCCGUACUUGAGCGUUGCUUCACAGCAACAGUUUGACAAGCUACAAAAAUUCCAUCCCUUAAAAAGCUGUAUAAAGGGGAGAAUUCUAAGUUAGGCUUGAGGGGUUCGCACUUCCCACAAGAACCUUUCAGGAUCAUUGAAAGUACUUCCUCCUGGGACCAGCGACGGGAGAAAGUCCCUCAUGAUUGUUGCAUUCUGUUUUUGGUAAUGAAUGAGACCCAGUAUUGCAUUGGCUGCAGUUGCAACGUUUUCUCCACAUUUGUCGUCCUUUCCCAGAAAGAGUUGCCACCAGGGAGCUGGUUUCAUUGGUAGUUCGAUCUUCAUGUCUCUACAUGCCAAGUAGAUUGCUGCACACGUCUUUGGAAAAGCAACACAGAAGAAGUGGAGUAAGAAGUUUUGGACACGGAUUGAGUGGCAAAAAUGGCACUAGAUCUAUGCACGCCAAACAAAACAUCAAGCAAGCCAUCUGCACUUACAAUGACUUCUGAAUCAAAUCUAACACAAAGGUCCAGCCGACAGGAAUCAUUGCAGUAGCUCCAUGCCCUCUGAGCCAGAGCAAAAUGCCUGAUCUCUCUCUUGUUGCCGUUGGUUUCUUCGCCCUUCUCAUCUUUCCCCGAUUUAUUGUUGUCAUUGUUCUUUUCGUCGGCUGUUUCAUUGACAGUUUCACCAUCCUUGUUCGCAUCUGCUUGAUUGUCAUCUCCAGAGCUCGUCGAAUUGUCCGCAAUGGGCACAGGCUCCAAACCCAACAGUAUCCUCACGAACUCCCACAAGAAUUUGUGUGGAUGAGCGUCUGGAAUCCAAUAGAGUGUAAAACCCAACUCUCUUAGAACUUGAUUUUCCAUUUCCACCACAUUCUCGUAGUACUCCUUCCAGACAGGUCCUAGCUUGGACAUGGACGGAACCGAGGAACUGUCCUUGGUGCUAAUGAUAAGGUGUCUUCGUUUUCGAUACAAAUGAUCGAAAAAGAGGACAAUGCUGCGAAUGGUCCGUUGUUGGGGUCCAUCUUGAACCUUUGUGGCGAGCAGCAGACUGGCCAUGGCUACACUCCAAACGUUGUAUUUCGUCAAGGAUACGCGAUGAUAGAACCGAUGAAAAAUGGUACAGGCCGUGGCGUACGUCGAAGCAUUCAGUUUUUGCAGCUUGGUGGCGGCAUAGAGCAGAGACGUCCCAUAGAGACGAUGCGUUCGUUCUACCUCGGCUGAAAUGCCAUGGCGUCGAGAUGGAGUUUCGUGUGCUGUGGACAGGAUAGGAACAAUGGAGCGAUCGACAACCGACAUCACAACGGGAUCAUCGGAAGUGGAUGUCAUGGUGCCGAUUUCUUGCUUGAUCG
Molecule: messenger RNA, 3457 nt
Organism: Seminavis robusta
Lineage: Eukaryota; Bacillariophyta; Bacillariophyceae; Naviculales; Naviculaceae
Source: the annotation of a GenBank genome assembly